Messenger RNA from Closterium sp. NIES-67, 3816 nucleotides. The record is from the annotation of a GenBank genome assembly. Lineage: Eukaryota; Viridiplantae; Streptophyta; Zygnematophyceae; Desmidiales; Closteriaceae.
CCAAUGCUGAAGGAAAGGCUGAUCAUUCUACCAUAGCAGGGACGGAGAAAGGAUGAUAGAGCGUGAACUACGCUUGUUCUAAGCUUCUUUACGGACGCCAAUCCGCGAGCAAUACUCAUCUUCCUACAAUUUCCUGGUUUGGAUAUCAUCUUGCUGAAUCGAUUCGAGAGUCCAGACGCACACGAGUCACAACCCACGAGCCUCCGGCUUUCCUUAGCGCGAUCCGUUUAAUCGGUUCCCCCACUCCGCCAUGGUCUCCCCAGAUCCCUCAUCCGAUUGUGAGAAUCGAAACAAGGAAAAAAACGAUGGCGGAUCUUCCGUUCAGAAUUUCCGUAUUUUCGGCGUUAGCUUAGCGCAGCCGCCCCUGAAUUCCACUCCGCAGCCGGCAGGGCCUGUCGAGUUUACGCCGUCGAUUCCGCUCCGCACGUCCUCCCCCGCGGAAGGCAUGCGCAAGUGCGCAAGUACGAGCGCACUGGCGGAUCUUAGCCGCCGCCGCAAUCUGGCCUCCGCAGGCGCAGGCGCGCGGAUGCGCUCCCCCCUGUUCCGCCCGGUCGUGGGGAGCGUCGGGAACAGCAUGGAUGAGGACAGCGCGGCGGACGAUGAUGCAGACGUGGAGGAAGCGGGGGAAGCGGGGGAAGCGGAGGAGGAGGGGGAAGAGGAGAGGAAAGCGGGGCGGGAAGUCCGUGCUCCCCGCGGGAGCGCGCCGCAGCGGCCGCCAGCAGAUCCGGAGUCAUCCGCCGGCAGCGGCGGCGGCGGAAACGGCGGCGCAAGGGAACGGAGAGAACCGGGCGGAGGAGACGGGGAAGGAGCGCGACAGGCGGUGGCAGCGGCGCGCAGUGAGGGCUCGAAUUGCACGCCGCAACCCGCGGGAAGUGAAGUCGCGAACGCGCCGAUGGGCGGGCGGGGGUCCGGGGUGGGCGGACGAGGAGACGGAGGAGGAGGCGGAGGGGGGCACAUGGGCGGAACGGCGUCGUCCAGGGAGCGCAAGAAGGGGAUUGCGUGGACGGAGGAGGAGCAUCGGCUGUUUCUGAUUGGUCUGAGCAAGCUGGGGAAGGGCGACUGGCGCGGGAUCUCACGGAACUAUGUGACCACGCGCACGCCGACGCAGGUCGCGAGCCACGCGCAGAAGUACUUCAUCCGCCAGGGGAACCUGAACAAGCGGAAGCGGCGGUCGAGCUUGUUCGAUAUAAGCACAGACGUGCUAGCGGAAGAGGCGGCGGCGACGACCAUCAUGUCGCGAUCCAUGAGCACGCCGUCUCUCCCGUCGCUCCGCGACGACCCCAAGCUGCUCCCCUCCGGAAUCUCCGCCGGACUCACCGCCGUCUCUUCCGCCGCCGCCAUCUCCGCGCUUUCGCCCUCCGCCUCCGCGCUUGCCUCCCCGCAAGCGCUCUCCCGCCACGCGCUCCAUCAGGCGCUUCCGCACGCGCGCGCGUUCUCCCGCCCGUAUCAGCUCCCCAACACCGCGCAGACCCUCCCCCCGCCCUCCUACACCGCGCACUCCUCCGCUUCCGCGCAUCCUUUCGCCCCUCCCGCUUCCGCGCACGGUUUUCUCGAUCUAAGCCGCUGCCAGUCAUAUCCCGCCGUCCACAUGCUCGAGUGCGGAAGCCCUUACGACAAUUCCGCCGCUUCCGCCGCCGCCACCGCCGCCGCCGCCGCCGCCGCCGCCGCCCGCGGCGGCGCACUUUCCGCCGCAUUGAUGCCCCUCACGCGUCCGAUGUCGCUGCCGUCCCUUCACCCGGCCUCCAUCCCGGAAACUUCCGCCAUUCCCCCGGUCGAUCUAGGCCCCGCGCAUUUCCUCCCCUCCCCGCAUGGCUUCUCCGCGCAUCCGCAAUCCCAGCCCCCCCAGUGGCACCUGCUCUCCGCUUCUUCCGCCAAUGCCUCCGCUGCCGCCGCCAACUCUGCUGCGCGCGGACCUAUGGCGCUUGACCACCGGUCAAUGGGCGCCGGGGGCGCUGUUGGUGCGGGGAGUUCCGCCGCCUCCGCCGCUGCCGUUGCCGCCAUGAAUCGCGCGCGGGAUCAGAGCAUGGCCGCGCUAGGGGCGGGACACGCGGGCGCAGGGCUCGGCGCGCUUGCAGACGCAGCAGCAGCGCGGCACAGAAUUGGGCAUGAGAUGAUGAUGCAGAUGGGGCACGAAGCAACGGUUCAGAUCGGACACGAGCUGGCGCAACGGAUGGCCAGGAUGAGCCAGGCGGCUGAGCGGGCAGGGGCGGAGGGGGCCAGUCCGAUGCUGCUAGGGGGGAGCAGCAACGUGGAGAAGAGAACGAAGCUGGAGAGUGGCAUAGGGUUUCCUAGUGCUGGUGCGGCAGGCGGGGGUAGUGGUGCUGCUGCUGCGGCGGCAGCCGCGGCUGCAGCAGCUUGUGGGGGCUCUGCUUUCUCCCCCUUCCGGUCAGGAAUGCCUGCUCCUGGUGCUGCUGUUGCGGCUGCUGCUGGUGCUGCUGGAGCUGGUGGUGGUGCCACCGCAGCAGCAUACCUAUCCACUUCUCCCCCGUCUACCUACCCAUAUGGUCCCCUCUCGUCCUCUCCCCCCGCCGGGUACCCCUCCAGCUAUCCCUACUCCUCGUUCCUUUGGCCUAGAAGCACGUCGCACUUCCCAUCGGCUGCUUCCGCUGCUGUCGCGGCAGCAGCAGCUGCUGCACAGCAAUCCGCCUUCUCUACUGCUUCUCCUGGUGGUGCUGGUGGUGGUGGUUCUGGUCCUGCUGCUGCUGCCAGCACUUGGCAUUUGUCAGGAGGUCAGUUAACACCUGGUCAGAUUAACCUGCCCCAGGGGCAGCCGAGACUCACAGUUCCUGCAGCCUCUGCCACAACUGCUGUUGCUGCUGCCUCUUCUGGUGCCCCUGAUGCUGCUGCUGGUAGUUUUCCAUUGGCCACUGCAGCUGGUGAGGGUAAUCUGGCUGCUGCUGCUGGAGUUGUGGCUGUAUCUGGUACUCGCACAGUCCCCACCACUACACUGCAGCUUUUUGACACCAGUCCCAAUGAUUUGGCUCAUGAGGUGAAGCGGCCUGCAGCAGUGGCAGCAGCAGCAGCAGCAGCAACGGUCGCUGUGACGGCAGCGGCUCGACUUGCUGCCUCUGCUUCGCCUGAACCCACCAGUGAUGUCAAGGCACCUAUUAGUGUGCAAUGAUAGGCUGCUGUGUCAAAAAUUGACAUCAGUCUGGUUAAGACAGCUGAACAAGUCAUAUACGUGUGAUUUGUGCAACUUGUGUUAUGUGUGCGUGGAAUUGUCAACUGCUAGUCAUAAUUCAGCCGAUUUUAUAGGAGAGUAUCAGGGAUGGGUUUUUGAGGCGCCUCAAAAAUCGUCUGAACAGGGAGAGUAUCAGGGAUGGGUUUUUUAGGCGCCUCAAAAAUCGUCUGAACAGGGAGAGUAUCAGGGAUGGGUUUUUGAGGCGCCUCAAAAAUCGUCUGAACAGGGAGAGUAUCAGGGAUGGGUUUUUGAGGCGCCUCAAAAAUCGUCUGAACAGGGAGAGUAUCAGGGAUGGGUUUUUUAGGCGCCUCAAAAAUCGUCUGAACAGGGAGAGUAUCAGGGAUGGGUUUUUUAGGCGCCUCAAAAAUCGUCUGAACAGGGAGAGUAUCAGGGAUGGGUUUUUUAGGCGCCUCAAAAAUCGUCUGAACAGGGAGAGUAUCAGGGAUGGGUUUUUUAGGCGCCUCAAAAAUCGUCUGAACAGGGAGAGUAUCAGGGAUGGGUUUUUUAGGCGCCUCAAAAAUCGUCUGAACAGGGAGAGUAUCAGGGAUGGGUUUUUUAGGCGCCUCAAAAAUCGUCUGAACAGGGAGAGUAUCAGGGAUGGGUUUUUUAGGCGCCUCAAAAAUCGUCUGAACAGG